Molecule: messenger RNA, 3219 nt
Organism: Diabrotica virgifera virgifera (western corn rootworm)
Lineage: Eukaryota; Metazoa; Arthropoda; Insecta; Coleoptera; Chrysomelidae
Product: zinc finger protein 501-like
Exons: 5
Coding region: 291-1835 (514 amino acids)
Biological process (GO): regulation of transcription by RNA polymerase II
Molecular function (GO): RNA polymerase II cis-regulatory region sequence-specific DNA binding; DNA-binding transcription factor activity
Source: RefSeq, a predicted model, not a curated record
AAAUAUGUCGCUUGUCACUGUCACAUGGCUUGUCAUUUGUCACAUUCGAAUAGGAAUAAAAAAAAAUAAAAAUUAAAAUGGUAUGGUAUUAUAAUACCUCUAUGGUAUUAUACAAAAAAUUACUGUAGUAAUUCCUAUUUCUAUUACUAAUCUAAAUUCUAAAUAUAAGCGAAGCGCAUGUUCGUUCUCGGUUCUCGUUGUUCGUUCGUCGUUGUUGAUUGUUGAUCGUUGGUACUUGGUAGGCUCGUAUAUUUUUGCAUAUUGGAACCAAUAAUUUAUCUAAAUUCGAAAUGGAGUUAAGUGAAGAUUCUAUAAAAAGAGAACAAAAUGUUUUAAAAUGUCACAAAGAUGGAGAUUCUCUAGAGGAAGAACAACAUGUUAAUGUGCAAGUUAAAUCGGAACUGGAAUGCAUGAAAUUUGAAACUGAUUACACACAAGAUUCUUUAUUAGACUGGUAUCGUUCAGAUGAUAUUAAAAUAGAACAUACAUCACAACCUGAAAUAAGUAGCCCAUUCCCCCUCAUCCCCAAGCAAGAAGUCAAAACAGAACUGAAUGAACAUAAUUUAGGAGUAAAUGUUGGGUGUGAAACUCAAUUGCAAAGUACGAAUACGGAAGAAUUAGACUUGGACAAAGAAGUAAAAUUAGAAAUAGGAGUUUCAACUGAGAUACAUCCUGAAAAACAUUGUAGAAGGACGAAAACAUCAAAAUCACUGUCCAGCAUUGGCAAACAAAGUAAUAGAAUCAAUCUUAUUUCAAACCAUGUGAUUAAACCUGGGGAAACUGAAAAAGAGGCCCAAAGUGGGUUUGCUAUCUCUCAAGAUCAUUGUUAUACUCAGUCAACAAGAUGUAUGGAGUUAAAUGACCAUAACUAUGUAUCAUGCUCCAAAGAAUACAAUUCUGAAGUAACUGUUAACACUACCCUUACAGCUAUCUCUCAAGAUCAUUGUUAUGCUCAAUCAACAAGAUGUAUGGAGUUAAAUGACCAUAACUCUGUAUCAUGCUCCAAAGAAUACAAUUCUGAAGCAACUGUUGACACUACCCUUACAGCUAUCUCUCAAGAUCAUUGUUAUGCUCAAUCAAUAAGAUGUAUGAAGUUAAAUGACCAUAACUAUGUAUCAUGCUCCAACGAAUACAAUUCUGAAGCAACUGUUGACACUCCCCUUCCGUUUAAUGAAACUACAGAACAAGGCCCUAAGAACAUUUUAAGACAAUGUGGAAUUAGAAGAAAUGAUCUAACACCAAGGAAAAAGAAACUUUAUACUGAAAUAAGGCGAUUGUAUAAAAAGUAUAAUCAUACCAAGAUUUCAAAGCUAUCUUUUAAAAAGCGACUAGCCGAAUCAGAAAAAUUUCAGAAAACAUUUUUACUACAAGAAAAUAUUGACAAACUGAACUAUAUGUCAUCAUUAUUAAUCAAAUGUCAAUUUAGAGAAGCAGACAAAUCUAAAAAGCAGCGUCGUUUCACUAUAGAUGAGAAAAUAAUGGCUUUAACCUUAUACAAACAAAGUUCUAGAUCUUACCGCUUCCUAUGUAAAAUAUUUAUUUUGUCUAGUAAAGCCACCUUACAUAGAUUACUAAUUAAAAUUCAUUUUGAACCUGGCUUAAAUAGCAACAUUUUCCAGUCGUUGGAACAAAAAGUUGAAAAACUUGAUGACACUGAAAAAUUUGUGUCACUCAUUUUUGAUGAAAUGAGUCUGAUGCCAGGAUUGAAUUAUAAUGAAAGGCAGGGUUUUAUUGAGGGUUUUGAGGAUUUUGGAGAUGGAAGAAGUACCUACAUAUGUGAUCAUGUUCUCUUUUUUAUGAUUAGAGGUAUAAAAUCAAAUAUAAAGCUCCAAUAAGCUACUGCUUUUCUAGUAGAGGAGGAGCAAAAUCCAUCCAACUAAGAAACACCUUAACCAGUGUGUUGCAAAAUGUUAUAGCUAUAGGUUUGAAGCCCAUAACAGUAAUAUGUGACCAAGUUGGAGUGAAUGUAAGUGUAUUAAAUUCUUUAAUGAAGGACACAAAAAAGAAAUAUUUGGAACAAGGAAGAAGUGACAAAUAUGAAUAUGGUUUUUUUGAAGUAGGAGAUUUCAAAAUUUAUCCAAUACUGGAUCCACCUCAUUUGUUAAAAGGAAUAAGGAGUAAUCUUCUAAAAAAAAAUUUACAAUACACUUUCAAAAAUACCCAAAAAACUGCAAAAUGGCAACAUAUUAAAUCAUUAUAUGAAAAUGAUUGUGCUUCUGAGGAUAAUGAAGGCUUAAGGGCACUGCCGCACAUCACAGAUCUACACAUUGAGGAGUCAAAAAUGAAGAAAAUGAAAGUCAAAUUAGCUGCUCAAGUUUUUAGUCAACGAUUUUCAUCAACACUGAUGUUGGCUAGUAGACUCGACAACAACAAGGUUCUUGGGGAAGGUGCAGCAGAUACUGCCAGACUUCUACUCUUUUUUGAUAGAUUGUUUGAUUCAGUGAAUGGAGGACGAAAAUCUGCAGAGCGAGGAAAAAUUUUAAGAUGUGGUAUAAGUGAUACUUGUGAUCAUAUUAGAUUUUGGACAAAUGAGGCUUUGCCCAUGUUGCAGUCAAUGACAUUUGAAAAAAAAGAGAGUACAUGACCGAGCUCGUCCCCCAAGUCUCAAAAAUUGGAUAUUUACUAUAAAAAAUUUAAUUUCCAUUUGGAAAGCCUUAAAAACGUCUGGAUUCAAAUACGUGUUACCCAGGCGUUUGAACCAGGAUCCUAUCGAGAAUAUAUUUGGUCAGGCUAGAGUUUUUGAGGCACUCUAUACAAAUCCCUCGCCAUCAAGUUUUGCUGGUAUUUUUAAAACAAUGAUGGUGAAUUCAAGUUUCAAAAUCCAUCAAUCAUCAUUUAAUUGUGAAGAUGAUGGAAGCACAAAUUUGUUUACUUCCACUAAAACAUUUUUUUGUAAUAACAGGGAAAAUGUUAUUUCUAAUAAUUAUGUUUUACAAAACAUACCAACUAUUCCCACAAAUAUUGUAAAUUUACGCGAAAAGUUGAGCAAGUUGGUAACCAAUUAUGUAGCGGGAUUUAUUUUGAAAAAAAUUAAAAGUCUGUGUAAAAAAUGUGACGUUUGUAAAAGUUCUUUAUUUACAGGAAAAGAUAAUCCAGAUAAUGAAUUAAUUCGAGUCAGAGAAUAUAGAAAUGGUUGGGGUUACAGGUUACGCUAUCCAACGGAGGGAUUUGUCAAUUUUUUUCACAUGCUAUUACAGACAAUAAAUUAUUUCUUAAAAA